Aspergillus steynii IBT 23096 is the source of this 368-nucleotide messenger RNA. RefSeq lists its product as uncharacterized. The record is from RefSeq and is a predicted model, not a curated record. The coding region runs from base 139 to 327 and encodes 62 amino acids. The transcript has a single exon. NCBI's taxonomy places the organism in Eukaryota, Fungi, Ascomycota, Eurotiomycetes, Eurotiales, Aspergillaceae.
GAACGAAGAGAGAGAGGGCGUCCUCGACGGAAGCUUCCCCCGGGAAGAUGACGGAAUAAAUAAUCAAACGGAUCGGUCCAGCGCAGGUGGUAUGUGUUGGCAGUUGAUCCCAAACCAGCGGAGCCCAAAGAGAACCCAAUGCGGGAAGCCGCCCGGAUGCGUAUGCAGGCACGCGAGUCGGCGGAUACAGUAAAAGACGGCCGGGAACAAAGGAAGGAAAAGGAAAUGGAUCGGAUAGCCAGAGAGGAAAGAGACGAGAAGAGUAGCAGAAGAAAAGAAGAGGGAGAACCAGGAAUAGUGAAAGUCAGCCAGAGGGGCGAAGGAUGACCUCAAGAGUACGGAAGACUGCGUCGGUGGGAGAGGAAGAG